CUGGAAGUCUGAAAAAACAGUUUUCCCUAUUUUUUACAAAAAAAAAAACUCGGAAUGUUGUUCAUCAAUCUAUUAUUUGGAUUCACAUUUAUAUUGCAAGGAAAAGUUCGUGUGUAUGCAGAUGGAUCAUGCUUAGUAGCUCAUGAAGGUGAGUAUACCACAGUGAAAUUUUUGAGCAAUUCAGUUACUACUCAUAACGUCAGAGAGAGACCAGGGAAACAGGGACCAAUAGGACCUAAAGGCGAUGUUGGCCCCAUGGGCAGAUCAGGAUUAAAAGGAGAACGGGGACCACCCGGACCACCCGGCUCUCCAGAACUGUUACAGUCAAACUCUGAACUGCUUCGUCGUAAUGAAGCACGAAUUUCGGAGCUGGAAGACACUAUACGAGAGCUAAAAACAUCGAUUCUCCAAUCUGGUGGAUAUUACAAAGCAAGAAACGGCUACUUCUAUAAAUGGAUUCAGGAACAGGUGAAUUUUGAUACGGCAAAAUCAAGAUGUCAGAUACUUGGAGCUCAGCUGGCAUCGGAGGGAAUGAGAGAUUCUCUGAUAAAACGAGAAGUUUUUGAAGCAUUGAGCAUAUCUACAGCGUGGACUUGGGUCGGGCUAAGAGAUAUCGAGGGUAGAGGUACUACGUGGACCUGGGUUGAUGGACAAGCAAUGCAGAAAAAUGAAAUAGCGUGGAGUAGAGGACAACCCGACUAUCCUGGAAGGGAGAACUGCGUUCAUUUCGACAGCGCUAUAACGUAUAACAACCACCAGUGUACAACAAAACUAAAAUAUCUCUGUGAGAAGCAUCAGUUGUAAUUUUCCUGGAUAGCUGAAAGUAACUUUUUC
Styela clava is the source of this 834-nucleotide messenger RNA. RefSeq names its product collectin-10-like. The record is from RefSeq and is a predicted model, not a curated record. Lineage: Eukaryota; Metazoa; Chordata; Ascidiacea; Stolidobranchia; Styelidae.